Drosophila persimilis is the source of this 4363-nucleotide messenger RNA. RefSeq names its product CD109 antigen (gene Tep2). The coding region runs from base 25 to 4299 and encodes 1424 amino acids. Gene Ontology annotation, cellular component: extracellular region. Gene Ontology annotation, molecular function: endopeptidase inhibitor activity. The transcript has 8 exons. The record is from RefSeq and is a predicted model, not a curated record. NCBI's taxonomy places the organism in Eukaryota, Metazoa, Arthropoda, Insecta, Diptera, Drosophilidae.
CUUGUGUCGUGACCCGUUGCCAAAAUGUUGAGGAUAUGUCUCAGUGUUUUUCUGUUGCAAUUCGCAUUGUUAAUCAAUGCCACCGGCCUCUAUUCGGUUGUGGGGCCUGGCACCAUCCGCUCCAACUUCAGGUACAAUGUGGCCGUGUCCGUGCACAAGGCGGACGGCCCCAGCCAGAUGAGAAUCAGCCUCAAUGGACCCUCCUACAACGAGACAAAGGAGAUCGAGGUAGAGCCCAUGUCCACCCAGAAUGUGGGGUUCGAUGUGCCGAAGCUGGCCAGCGGGGACUACAAUCUGACAGCAGUCGGAGUGACGGGCAUCGUCUUCCAGAACUCCACCAAGCUGAACCAUGCCGACGAUAAGCUCCCGACCUUCAUUCAGACCGAUAAGGCCACCUACAAGCCCGCCGAUCUUGUGCAGUUCCGAGUACUAUUCGUCGACGAGUACACUAGACCGGCCAAGAUCGACAAGCCCAUCACGAUAGCCAUCACUGAUGGGGCCCAGAACCGCAUUAAGCAGCUGUCGGACAUCAAGCUGACGAAGGGCGUGUACUCCGGGGAGCUGCAGCUGUCCGAGCAGCCAGUGCUGGGCACCUGGAAGAUCGCCGUGAGUGUGGACGGCGAUGGCACGGAGACCAAGACAUUCGAGGUGGAUAAGUAUGUGCUGCCCAAGUUCGAGGUGAUCGUGGAGUCGCCCAAGGACGUGGCCGUGCAGGAUAAGGUGGUGAAGGCCACGAUCAGGGCUAAGUACACCUACGGCAAGCCGGUCAAGGGCAAGGCCACCGUCUCGAUCGAACCAAAUUUUGCACACUAUCUGAACCAUGAAUUUGGAAAACAGGAAAAGACGAUCAAUUUAGAUGGCAAGGGACACGUGGAGUUCAGCAUCGAAGGCAACCAAUACCGUGGCGGCUACUCUCCCCCUCUGAAAAUCCUGGCCAUCGUCACCGAGGAGCUGACGGGCAACAAGCAGAAUGCUACAACGAUUGUCAAUCUGCACAGCCAACGCUACAAGAUCGAGGGUGUCGAUAAUCCUCCCUCAUAUCAGCCGGGCAAGGCCUUUGUCUUUCAGAUUGUGGUCAAGAAUGUGGAUGGUUCGCCGGUCAGGGAUUCCACGAAGAAGGUCAAACUGAGCUUCAUGAACGGGAAUCGAUUUUCCGGAGGAACUCGGCAGGAGUUCAACUUUGAGGGACCUCUAAACGAACACGGCAUGGCCUCCUUCAACGUCACUCUGCCCGAAAUGGAAAUGAGUUAUGUGAGCAUAAAUGCCGAGUUCGGAGACUCCUCAUCCUACGUGGGGAGCAUCUCAAAGUUCCAUCCUGCCUUAGAAACCGACGAACCACUCAAGAUUGAAGUGAAGACCAAGACGCCAAAACUAGGCGAGACUGUUUCCUUUGAUGUCAAGUCGAAUGCCGAUAUACCCUACUUUGUGUACACGAUUGUCGCCAGGGGAAACAUCGUGGACACCGACUAUGUGGAUGUACCAAAGGGCCGCAAGACUCACACGGUCAAGUUUGUGCCCAGCUUUGCGAUGGUACCCCUGGCCACGAUCUUCGUGCACUACAUCUUUGACAACGAGUUGCGCUUUGAAGAGAAACGAAUCAACUUCGAGAUGGAUUUCACCAACUCGAUUGAAAUAUCUGCGCCGGCGGAUGCAAAGCCCAGCGAAGAGAUUAAGCUGCGUGUGAAGACGGAUUCCGAUUCUUUUGUGGGCCUUCUCGGAGUGGACCAGAGUGUUCUGCUGCUGAAGUCCGGCAACGAUCUGAGCCGUGAUGAGAUCUUCAACAGCCUCAGCAAAUACCAAACGACGACCCCCUAUCGUCGCGGCUUUGGCCGAUAUCCUGGAGAGACCUCAGGAUUGGUGACCCUGACCAAUGCCAACUAUCCCUACAAUACGGGUUAUCCUAGGUGGUUUUCCUCAGGAGACUAUUUCUUAAGGUCUGGAGGAAUUGAAGCACGUACUUGGUAUGCGAUGCCCCAAUCCCGCGCCUUUGGCUCAGGCCUUGCGGCUGCUUCGGCAUCAGAACCACAAUAUUACGAAGAAUUGGCACCAUCGGCACGAGCACCAGCCCCACCACCAGUGAUACGUAAAGAGUUUCCGGACACGUGGAUAUUCCUAAAUAGUUCCGAAACGGAUGCCGAUGGCUUCACUUUUGCGAAGAAAGUCCCGGAUACCAUUACCUCAUGGGUUGUCACGGGCUUCUCGCUGAACCCCAGCUCGGGCAUCGCCCUGACCAAGAACCCCAGCAAAAUCCGAGUAUUCCAGCCAUUCUUUGUGUCCACCAACUUGCCGUAUUCCGUGAAAAGGGGCGAAGUGAUAGCUAUACCCGUGAUCAUAUUCAACUACUUGGACAAGACCCUCGAUGCCGAGGUCACCAUGGACAACACGGAUAAAGAGUUCGAGUUCACAGAGGCCACAAACGAGGUGGAGGAGAAGGCCAGCGACGAGGUGCGCCGAGUAAAACGCGUAACGAUACCCGCAAACAGCGGCAAGAGCGUCUCGUUUAUGAUUCGCCCCAAGACUGUGGGCUCCACCACCCUGAAGAUUACCGCCACUUCGCCCCUAGCCGGCGACACCAUUCACCAGAAGUUGAAGGUGGAGCCCGAGGGUGUCACUCAGUUCGUGAAUCGAGCGGUUUUCAUCAACCUGAAGGAACAGCCCGAGAUGUCGGAGACUCUCGAAGUGCAGAUACCCACGGAGGCGGUGCCCGACUCGGAGUUUAUCGAGUUCUCGGUGAUGGGCGACCUGCUGGGUCCCACACUCCAGAAUCUCGACAAUCUGGUGCGAAUGCCGUACGGCUGCGGGGAGCAGAACAUGGUGAACUUUGUGCCCAACAUCCUGGUGCAGAAGUACUUGGAGGUGACCAACCGCAAAAUGCCCAGCAUUGAGGCCAAGGCAAGGAAGUUCCUGGAGAUCGGCUACCAGCGGGAGCUGACCUACAAGCAUGACGAUGGCUCCUACAGUGCUUUCGGCAAGUCCGAUCCGUCGGGCAGCACUUGGCUCACCGCCUACGUGAUGCGAUCCUUCCACCAGGCGGGCAAGUACACCGAUGUGGAUCCCAAGGUGGUGACCGCUGGCCUCGACUUCCUCCUGUCCAAGCAGAAGGAGAACGGAGAGUUCCCUGAGGUGGGUAAGCUCUUCGAUAACGCCAAUCAGAAUGAGUUGGCUCUCACUUCUUUCGUCCUGCUGGCCUUCUUCGAGAACCAUGAGCUCAUUCCCAAGUACCAGAGUGCCAUUGACAAGAGUGUGCAGUAUGUGGCCGAGGAGGUGGACAAGACGGAGGAUCAAUAUGCUCUGGCCAUUGCCGCUGUGGCCCUGCAGCUGGCCAAGCAUCCGCAGGCCGAGAAGGUGCUGGCCAAGCUGGAGAGCGAGGCCAAGCAGGAGAACGACCGCAAGUGGUGGUCUAAGGCAACGGAAACCAGCGGCGAGCAGUCCAGUCGCCUCACCAUCUGGCGUCCCCGCAGCAACGAUGUGGAGAUCACCUCCUACGUUCUGCUGGCUCUCCUCGAGAAGAAUCCCGCGGAGACGGCGUUGCCCAUCGUCAAGUGGCUGAUUGGGCAGCGCAACAGCAACGGAGGCUUUGCCUCGACCCAGGACACAGUCAUCGGCCUGCAGGCACUGACCAAAUUCGCCUCCAAGACAGGCUCGGGCACUGGCACAAUGGACGUUGAGUUUGUUCCCUCGAACGGCACCAAGUCCACCAUCAAGGUGGAACCCGAAAACGCCCUGGUGCUGCAGACCCACGUACUGCCAAAGACCACGCGUAAGGUCGAUUUCACGGCCAAGGGCACGGGGUCGGCGAUGGUUCAGCUCUCGUAUCGCUACAACCUGGCCGAGAAGGACAAGAAGCCCAGCUUCAAGGUUACGCCCACGGUGAAGGACACCACCUCCAGCCAGCUGCUGGUGGUCGACAUUUGCGCCGAGUACAUUCCGCUCGAGGAUGGCGACAAGGACAAGGACUCCAAUAUGGCUGUCAUGGAGAUCGUUCUGCCCUCCGGCUUUGUGGGGGAUGCCGAUAGUCUGAGCAAAAUCCAGGCCGUCGACCGGGUGAAGCGGGUGGAAACCAAGAACUCCGACUCCACGGUCAUUGUGUACUUUGACAGCCUGACACCCGGCGAUGUGAAGUGCCUGCCCGUGGAGGCAACCAAGGCGCAUGCUGUGGCCAAACAGAAGCCCGCCGCCGUUUCCCUCUACGACUAUUACGACACGGAACGCCGUGCCACCGAGUACUACCAGGUGAAGUCCUCCCUCUGCGAUAUCUGCGAGGGCAGCGACUGUGGCACCGGUUGCAAGAAAGAGUGAAGGAGUGAAGAAGAGUGAAGCUUGCAAAAUAAAUAAAUAAUCUAAUCAGGUCUAUGAAAAUGUA